GAAGAAGAAGAAGUAGGAGGAGAUGAUUCCAUUGGAGAAAAGCUCUGAUGCAAUUUUUCCUUUUCAAGUCAAUGAUGAGCAAACAAAAGUGUAUAUUGCCGGCGGCAAUACUUCCGAUCAACAGAGUCAGAAACGGCAGCUUGAGAUUCGUGGUUCACGUCCUUCACCUCUUAUAGUCAGCUCCCACAAAAUCAAGAAACCUCCUCAACACCCUGCGAAUCGUGACCUAGUCUCGCCUUAUGUUCCUAGAGUGACGGUGGUGGUAUCUCCCAAGGUGGUACACGCCACCGCGUCGGAGUUCAAGAACGUCGUUCAGCGACUCACCGGAAUCUCCUCUAGUUUUUUUCUCGAAUCUGGCGACGGUGGAGAUGUUUCACCGGCGGUUAGGCUAUCUUCGAUGGAAAAAGCAGCUGAAUCUCCGGGAAUACUAUCGCCGUCUCCAGCGAUGUUGCCAACAGCAAUAUUUCAUCAAGGUGGGAUGUCUACGUCGGGAUUCAUGAGCCCGUCUCAAAGUCCUAGUUAUGCUAAGCUUACUUCCACACAAGAGGCUCUUUUUGACACGGAAUUAAGCAUUGGCUUCUCAAGGUUUGAGCAACGAGAUGCUGCAAGUCUAGCUACCAAAAUAGAGCACAUGUCUGAGGCAAGUGACAGUGAAAAAGUCAGUAAUGAAGAAACUAGGGUGAGACAAAAAGAUGAAUACGAGCCUGAACACAAGAGAAGAGUUACAGAAGGUCAGGUUUUGGAACCAGCUGAUGCUGCUUCACAUAGAACCCUGAGAGAGCCUAGAGUUGUUGUCCAAACAACGAGUGAUGUUGAUAUUUUAGAUGAUGGAUAUCAGUGGCGUAAAUAUGGGAAAAAAGCAUUUACUGAUACAAGUGCUUUCGUUCGGCCUGUAAACACAUGUGUACCAAUUUCCGCCUCUACAGACUAUGAUGUGGUAAUCAUGUAUGAAAGAGGGGAUAUAUGCAAUGAUGAUUUCAUAAGUCAUCUUCGUGCUUCCCUCUGCAGGAGAGGGAUUUCUGUCUAUGAAGAAUUUAAUGUAGUGGAUGCAGUUCCAGAAUGUAAUGUUUUGAUCAUAGUAUUAACAAGUACAUAUGUCCCUUCAAAUCUCUUAAUCAUUCUUGAUCACCAACAGACAGAUGAUCGAGUGGUUUAUCCGAUCUUUUACAAACUUUCCCCAUAUGAUUUUAUCAGUAACAAAAAGAAUUAUGAAAGAUUUUUCCUCCAGGACGAGCCUAGUAGGUGGCAGGCUGCUUUGGAUGAACUAAGUCAGAUGCCUGGCUACACAUUGACAGAUAAGUCCGAAUCUGAACUUAUAGAUGAGAUUGUAAGAGACGUUUUAAUGGUGCUAUGUUCUAAGGAUGAGGUGAACAUGAUAGGGAUGGAUAUGCAAGUAGAGGAGAUUUUGUCACUGCUAUGCAUUGAGUCCCUUGAUGUUCGUAGCAUUGGUAUAUGGGGAACGGUUGGUAUAGGAAAAACAGCCAUUGCUGAAGAGAUCUUUCGCAAAAUCUCAGUCCAAUAUGAGACUUGUAUCUUCCUAAAGGAUCUUCACGAAGAAGUUAAAGUAAAAGGUCAUGAUGCUGUGAGAGAAGAAUUUUUGUCUAGAGUUUUGGAGGUAGAACCUCAUGUUAUUCGGUUUUCUGACAUUAAAACAAGUUUCUUGAGGAGUAGGCUUCAGCGUAAAAGGGUUCUCGUUAUUCUCGAUGAUGUGAAUGAUUACAGAGAUGUUGAAACCUUUUUGGGUAAACUUACCUAUUUUGGACCAGGAAGCAGAAUUAUUAUAACCUCUAGGAACAGGCGUGUUUUCGUACUCUGUAAAAUCGAUCAUGUCUAUGAGGUCAAGCCACUAAAUACUUCUAAUUCUCUACUACUUCUCAAUCGUGGGACACAUAGUGUUUUGUUACCUGAGGUUUACAGUGCAUUGUCACUUGAGCUGGUCAGAUUUUCAAAUGGAAAUCCCCAGGUUCUUAAUUUCUUGAGAAAUAGAGAAUGGCAGCGGUUAUCACAACAAAUUCAGAAAACCUCUCCCAUUUACAUUCCAGGUAUAUAUGAAAGGAGUUGUUGUGGGCUUGAUGACUAUGAGAGGAGUAUUUUCUUGGACAUUGCAUGUUUCUUUAGAAGGAUGGAUAAAGACAACGUUGCAAUGUUGCUCGAUGGUUGUGGUUUCUCUGCGCAUGUUGGAUUUGGAAACCUUGUUGAUAAGUCCGUGUUAAGCAUGUCUCACAACUUGGUAGACAUGCACAGUUUUUUCCAAGCAACAGGUCGAGAAAUCGUUCGUCAAGAAUCACAGUGGCCAGAAUAUUGUAGUAGGUUGUGGAAUCAGGAAGACAUUGUAGAUAUAAUCAUACAUGAUAAAGGCACAUCAGCUAUUGAGGCCAUUUUCUUGGACAUGUCAAAGCUGAAAUUUGAUGCAAAUCCCAAUGUCUUCGAAAAAAUGUGUAAUCUCAGAUUGUUGAAAUUUUAUUGCUCUGAAGUGAUAGAGAACCGUGGUGUAUUGUUACCGCAAGGUCUUGAAUAUUUGCCUAGCAGGCUAAGGCUUCUCCACUGGGAGUAUUAUCCUUUAAGCACCCUGCCAAGGAGUUUUGAUCCAAGGAACCUUGUAGAGCUUAACUUGCCAAGUAGCUGUGCAAAGAAACUUUGGAAAGGAAAAAAGUGUCUGGAAAAGCUUAAAAAGAUACGACUCAGCUACUCUGACCAGUUAACAAAAAUCCCAAGACUUUCAAGUGCGCCAAAUCUUGAGCUUCUUGAUCUCGAAGGUUGUAACAGCUUGGUGUGCAUAAGCGAGUCCAUAUCUGAUCUCAAAAAGCUUGUCUUUCUGAAUCUAAAAGACUGUUCGAAGCUGGAGAGUGUUCCGUGUAUGCUUGAUUUAAAAUCUCUUGAAGUUCUUAAUCUUACAGGCUGCUCAAAGCUAGAGAAUUUCCCGGAGAUCUCACCAAAUGUGAAAGAAGUGUGCAUGGGUGGGACUAUGAUACAAGAAAUCCCGUCAUCGAUUAAGAACUUGGCAUUGCUUGAAAAACUGGACCUAGAAAACAAUAGACACCUCAAGACUCUUCCAACCAGCAUCUGCAAGUUAAAGCAUCUUGAAACACUGAAUCUGUCAGGCUGCACAAGCCUGGAUCGGUUUCCGGAUUUGUCGAGAAGGAUGAAAUGCUUAAGGUUUCUGGAUUUAAGCAGGACAUCAAUUCGAGAGUUACCUUCCUCAGUGUCGUACCUGACUGCUCUUGAAGAACUGAGAUUCGUGGACUGUAGGAACCUUGUAAGAUUGCCUGAUAAUGCGUGGAGCCUAAGAUUCAAGGUUGAGUUUCGCCAAAUUGACACAGAGAAGUUUUCAAGACUAUGGAAUAAAUUUGGAUGGCUCAAAAAAGUUCAGAUCUCAUAGUUUCUACAUCUCUUCUACUCCCUGGAAUGGACACAAUAAAGAGUGUUUUAACUGCCUCCUCCAAUGUAAAAGUGCCAUAGUCUGAUUCUAUAUAUGAAUCCAGAGAGUUUGAUAUUCCAUUAUAUGCACUGCAGAGAGUAGUUAACUAGUUAUCUGGUAAUGAUAUUGUUCAAAAUCUUUAUAUGUUACUUUUUGUUCUUAGUAUUUUAUUAAGUGAGAGAUUAUUAAAAGAUUUAGUGCUA
Molecule: messenger RNA, 3621 nt
Organism: Capsella rubella
Lineage: Eukaryota; Viridiplantae; Streptophyta; Magnoliopsida; Brassicales; Brassicaceae
Product: probable WRKY transcription factor 19
Exons: 8
Coding region: 23-3379 (1118 amino acids)
Biological process (GO): regulation of DNA-templated transcription; defense response; signal transduction
Molecular function (GO): ADP binding; DNA-binding transcription factor activity; sequence-specific DNA binding
Source: RefSeq, a predicted model, not a curated record